AUGUUACGAGGAAAAUUUAGGUUUAACAUAAGGAUGAAAUAUCCAAGUAUAUCACUCAGUUGGAAGCAUGAAGAAACGCUACAACUUUUCGAACUUAUGGAGACGGAAGAUGAUUGGCUUGUGCGCAUCAAGAAACUUGUGGAAAACUUUGGUGAUGAAAGACCGGCUGGUUUUUUUACAGAAAAAAUGUGUAAAGAUGAAUUUGAACGAGUUAUGUCAAGUGGUCAUCCAGAGCAUUUCCUACGAAAACCAGGUGAAAAGUAUUCCCGAAAAGAACUCAUUCAUGCUUGGACGGUUUAUUUAAAGAAAGAGUUAAAAAUCAAGAAAGCACAAGAGGAAGAGCUACUUUUGGUGAAAUUACGUCAGAAAGCAGAUCUUUUUAAUCGUUUAUUCUCAUCUGAUAGUGAUUUAACAGAUAAAGAAGUAGAAAAAUUAUUGGAGGAAGCUCGCGAAGAAGAUAGUACGCGUGAUCAAGAAGUCGUUCAAAAGGAAAUUGAAAUUGGUACAAAAAAUUUAAAAGAAUAUCUAAUCCUUCACGAAACAAAUCCAAUUAAAUAUCCACAGUUGAAGAUCAUCAUACCACCGUCUCAUCCAUCCCAAUCGUCCGCCAAUGAGGCACCAUUUUCUCCAAUUAAGCCUCUUUUCGAAGGCCUUUCCUUCCAACCACAGAUAACUUCACAGACAAAAGCAUCGUCUGUUGUUAAUACCACUUCUGGAUCUCCCUUAUCCAGGAAGAUCAGCAGUCCACAGCAUCCAAGUGCUUCGGAAAUGUUGGCUAGCGAAUCUUCAGAUGGUGCCGAAAUAUUAUCAUCUACUCAAGGAAGAUUACGAACACAAUCAGUUAGCUCACGUCCACAAUCACUGACUGGAAAUAAUGCAUCAUCCUGUCAAACCGAAACAACAGAAAACUCCGAAAGCUUUACAUCGCAGUCAGUAUCAAGUGAGUUGAUCCUUAAGUCACCCUCGAGAAGUAAUACUGACGAAAUUCAGACUGCUACAUCAGGGACACCAGAUGAGGCUAAAUUACCUUGUGUUACCAUCGAAAAUGAAAUGGAGGAAGGAAUGAGCUCAACGGUGGAAGAGAUAGUUGAGAAGAAAGAAACGGUGAAAACAAGACGAACUCAAAAAAUUGUUACGCGGUCAUCGGGUAGCUCAAAUAACAUGGAUAGUGAAAUAGCAUUACCAGUGCAGCAUGAACAUUCCUUAAGAAAUCGUCGUUUUUCUGCUGCUUCCCCCAUUUCCAUGAAAAGUCCAAAAACAUCAGAUUUUAUCAGCAAAGAGGAGAAAAAUGUUGUGGAGGAAGAAGAUGAAGGAAAAUUACGACGAUCAGAAAGAUGUCAGGCAAAGGUUGAGAUUGAAGCUAGUGCAUGUGUAGUACCUGCACAAACAGGAAGACGAAAGCGAACGACGAAGUUGGAAAUUGUUAGUAAUAAUGAGGAAGAAGUGAAGGCAUCACCUGCUAAACGACGGCGAUUGUCCAGCAAAGAUGUUGAAAAUGCUGAGAAAAAGGAUGGUAAAUAUCGAAUCGAAAGCAACAUUGAGUUGCAAUCAAGUCCAGAACCUGAAAAAGAAGUGAAACAUGCUGUGGAGGGUGAAUCAGAUGAUGAUAAAAAACUUGUCGAUUUACGCACAAGAAGUCGAACAUCAAAAGUGGUUGUUUCUACUGGUGAGAAAUUGAAAUCAGGAACAUCUUCAGAAACUUCUUCAGUUAGAUCGCCAAAAAGAAGUACAGUUGUAACACGUUCAAGUCGUCGACAAACAAGAAGAGGUGGUUCAACUGAUGGUGAUGUAGAACAGAAAGCUCUUAUGGUUACUGCAUGGCGAAUGGUUUCCAGUCAUCGACAUGCUGCUAUUUUUGCCCAUCCUGUAUCUGAUCGAGAUGCUCGAGGUUACUCAAAAAUCGUUAAAAGUCGUAUGGAUUUGAGCACGUUAAAGAAACAGCUAGAUGGUGGUAAUCUGUCAGGAAUGAGUGAUUUUAAGCGGAAUGUACUACUAAUGUUUGCAAAUGCAGUAAUGUUCAAUAGUACAGGUCAUGAUGUAAAUCAUUAUGCAAAAGAAAUGGCUGUUGAUACGUUGAGCUCACUGAAGAUGCUGCAAAAAGAUGUAUUAUUUGUUCGAGGUACAACACAUAUGACUCGAAGGAGUGCUGCAUUUGCAGCAGAAGAGGCUAAAUUUGAACGUUCAAGAUUUUCAAGCCCACGUGUCACUCCUAUAAAUUCGGAAGAGCCUGGUAAAGAGAAAGCAUCUGACAAUGCUUCACGAGAAGCUAGCGAAACUCCAAAAACAUCACGCAGCGGAAGAACUUAUCUGAAUUUCAUAUCAAUUCAAAGAGAAAAAGGAAAUUAUUCAUCGAUUCGUUUUGAAAUGCAACUAAGCGGUUGUAUGCUUCAAAUUCUUCAGAUUCUUCAAUUAUUUGCAAUUAUCAAAAUGUCAAUUAGUGAGACAGUGCGAAUUCAUGGAUUAAUAGCAUGUGGUGGUAUACCUGUGCUAGGUGCACGAUUAAAACUUUAUGAUGCAACUGGACUUAAAGAUGAUGGUACUUUGGCAAAUCAUUGGGAUGAAUUUUUGUUUCAAAUGAAAAAUAUUGAUGCAUCAAAGUUAUACAUUACAAUUGAUCAUCAUUGUGAUGGUGGUAUUUUACAUAAACAAUGUAUGCGAAAAGAUAAAUUAAUUUUUCAACAAAUUACAACGAAGCCAUUAAUCUAUCAUAUUGGAAUGAUCGAAUUAAAAAAUAUUACUUUGUUACAUCCAAAAGUAUUUUAUCAUAUUGAAAGUCACAAUGGUUGUAAAUGUUACAAACAAAAUUUAUUUCAAAGUAAUUCCAUUUCAUGUAUUAAUUUUAUUAAAAUGAAUCAAAAAUAA
Molecule: messenger RNA, 2862 nt
Organism: Brugia pahangi
Lineage: Eukaryota; Metazoa; Nematoda; Chromadorea; Rhabditida; Onchocercidae
Source: the annotation of a GenBank genome assembly